Plasmodium gallinaceum is the source of this 4062-nucleotide messenger RNA. RefSeq names its product regulator of nonsense transcripts, putative. Bases 1 to 4062 code for a protein of 1353 amino acids. Gene Ontology annotation, molecular function: RNA helicase activity; RNA binding; ATP binding. The transcript has a single exon. The record is from RefSeq and is a predicted model, not a curated record. Gene Ontology annotation, biological process: nuclear-transcribed mRNA catabolic process, nonsense-mediated decay. NCBI's taxonomy places the organism in Eukaryota, Apicomplexa, Aconoidasida, Haemosporida, Plasmodiidae. Gene Ontology annotation, cellular component: cytoplasm.
AUGGAUAACACAUUUGAUUAUAGCCAAAUAGAUAUAGAUGAUUUUGAUGAGUUCAACGAUUUUUGUGAUUUAAGAGAUAAGAAAAAAAAAAAGGAUAGUUAUUAUUCAGCAGAUUAUGAUGAAAAUAAUAUAAAAGGUACUGAUGGUACAAAAAAUAAAGAAGGUGUAAGGAAAAGCAAGAAAGAAAAAAUUCAUAAGAAUAAAAAAAAUAAUAAAUCAUCGAAUUGUUCUUAUUCUUCUAAUGAGAAAAGAUUAGAUAAUGGAGAGGAAAGUGAAGAAGAGUAUGAUUCUCUUUAUAAAAAAAAAAAAAAAAAUUAUAAAAACAAUCAACAUCUAACUUCUAAUAAUUAUCAAAAUAAUCUAGACAGCUUAAUUGAGAAAGGUAGUUACGAUGAUAACAAGUCGAACAAAUAUAUGGAUAAUGUAAAAGAAGAUUAUGAUUUGGGGAAAAAAAAAAGUUAUGAAGAUAAUAAUAAAAAAUAUAUGAAUGAUAAUAAUAAUAAUAAUUCUAAUAGUAAAUCAAAGAAUAACAAAAAUAAAGAAAAAUUAAAAUAUUACAGGUGUCGCUAUUGUGAAAUUGAUUCAAUUGAUAGUGUUGUCCAAUGUAAUAAUUGUAAUCGGUGGUUCUGUAACGGAUCCUAUGGGACCUGUGGUAGUCAUAUUGUUACUCAUUUAGUUCGAUCAAAACAUAAAGAAAUUAAAUUACAUAAAAACAGUUUACUAGGUGAAACAAUUUUAGAAUGUUAUAAUUGUGGUUGCAGAAAUGUGUUUUUGUUAGGUUUUUUACCAACUUCAGAAGAAGGAGUAGUUGUUAUUAUAUGUAGAGAUCCAUGUUUGGCAUAUUGUAUAUCUUUAAAUGAGAAAAAUCAAACAAAAGAUGAUAAGGAUGACAAUAUAGAGGAAGAGGAAGAGGAAGAGGAGGAUGAAGAAGAUAAUUCAAAUAAAAAAGAAAAUGAAACCAUUAUAAGUGAUGAAAAUGAAUGUAGUGAUAUGAAUGAGCAAGAAAAGAAUAAAAUAAAUAAUAGGGAAACAGAAAGUAAUGAAAAUGAAGAAAUUAAUGAAAAAAAUAAUAAAGAAAAAAUUAAUAGAUAUGAUAAAGGGGGAAAAAAGAAAAAAGAAAAAAAGAAUGAUAAUAAUAAUUCAAACAAUAAUUUAAAAGAAUUAGGAAAAAUGAAAGAUUGGAAUUUAAAAAAGUGGCAACCAUUAAUAGAAGAUAGAAGCUUCCUUGAUUGGUUAGUUAACAUACCAUCUACAGAAGAAGCAGAAAAAAAAGGUAAAUUAGCUACAUCUUACAAUGUAAAUAAAUUAGAAGAAUUGUGGAAGAAUAAAAAAGAUAUAUAUAUAGAUGAAUUAGACUUAGAAAUAUUAAAUGAUGAACCAGUAAAAGUAGAAUUAAAAUACGAGGAUGCUCAUCAUUAUCAAUCUAUAUUUGCGCCACUUGUCCAAUUAGAGGCAGACUAUGAUAAGUCUAUAAAAGAAGGUCAAAAACAAGCAAAUGUUACUGUUAGAUGGGAUGUUGGUUUAAAUAAAAAAAGAUAUGCUCAUUUCAUAUAUGUAAAAGAGGAAAGCGAAUUAAGAUUAGUAGCAGGAGAUGAACUGAAAUUAUCAUAUACCUAUCCAAAUGGUAAGAUAUGGAGUUGUGAAGGUCAUAUAUCAAGAUUACAUAACACAGAAGAAAUAGCAUUAGAGUUGAGAAUAUUAGGUACAGCUGAUGGUCCAUGGGUAGAUAAUAUAACUACAGGAUUUACUGUUGAAUUUGUAUGGAAGAGUACUGCAUAUGAUCGUAUGCAAUUAGCAUUGAACGAAUUUGCAUUAAAUUCCUAUUCUUUAAGUGGUUUUUUAUAUCAUAAAUUAUUAGGUCAUGAUAUAUCAGAAGAUUCAUUAGAAUAUAAUAAAAAUAAUUUUUAUAAACAGAUGCAAAAAAAAGUAAUGAGUAUAAGGAAUUAUUCUGCACCUAAUUUAGCUCCCCUUAACCAUUCUCAAAUUGAUGCAAUUAAGAAAAGUUUACUAUCUCCAUUAUCAUUAAUUCAAGGUCCACCAGGAACAGGAAAAACUUUAACUUGUGCAACUUUAGUAUAUCAUUUAUCCAAAAUGAAUAUGGGGAAAAUUUUGGUAACAGCACCAAGCAAUGUUGCUGUAGAUCAAUUAUCCGUUCGAAUACAUAGGAGUGGUUUAAAGGUAGUGAGAUUAUGUGCAAAAAGUAGAGAAUCUGUACCAAGUGUUGCUGACUAUUUAUAUUUGCAUAAUCAAAUGAAAUUACUCAAAACAGAUAUAGGUGAAGAAUUAAAUAAAUUAUUAGAAUUAAAAGAAGAAGUAGGAGAAUUAUCUCAGAAGGAUGAAAGGAGAUUAAAAAAAUUAAUAUCUUAUGCAGAACAUGAAAUAUUAAUAGCAGCUGAUGUUAUUUGUGCUACGUGUGUUGGUGCUAUGGAUAAGAGGUUAAAAAAAUUUCGUUUUCGUCAAGUAUUAGUAGAUGAGGCUACUCAAUCAACAGAACCUGAAUGUUUAGUUCCAUUAGUGACAGGUGCAAAACAAAUUGUUUUGGUUGGUGAUCAUUGCCAAUUAGGGCCUAUAAUUGUUUGCAAAAAAGCUGCAAAUGCAGGAUUAGGAAAAAGUUUAUUUGAAAGAUUAGUUAUGUUAGGAAUUACUCCAUUUAGAUUAGAAGUACAGUAUCGUAUGCAUCCAGCAUUAAGUGAAUUUCCAUCAUAUGUUUUUUAUGAUGGAAGUUUACAAAAUGGUAUUACAUUAAAAGAAAGAGAAUAUCCUUUAAAAGAUUUUCCUUGGCCUAACCCUAAAUGUCCAAUGUUUUUUUAUAAUUCAACUGGACUUGAAGAAAUGUCUGCAUCUGGAACAAGUUAUCUAAAUAGAAGUGAAGCAUCUAAUAUGGAGAAGUUAGUUCGAACAUUAUUAAAAUGUGGGUUAAAACCAAAUCAAAUUGGUGUCAUUACCCCUUACGAAGGUCAAAGAGCAUAUAUAACUUCCUUAUUUCAGAAAAACAUUUCUUUUCAACAUUCUGCAGAAAUUGAAGUAGCUUCUGUUGACGCAUUUCAAGGAAGAGAAAAAGAUUUUAUUCUUUUAUCUUGUGUUAGAUCUAAUAAAAAGUUAGGAAUAGGUUUCUUAAACGAUCCUAGAAGAUUAAAUGUUGCUUUAACAAGAGCCAAAUAUGGUCUAAUAAUAUGUGGUAAUGCAAAAGUUUUAUCUAGGCAUCAUUUUAUAUCAAAAGAAAAAAUCAACUCCAAUGAAACAAUUACUAAUGUUAAUUCAGUUUGGAUAAAUUUGUUAAGUCAAUUCAAAAAGAAAGAUUUAAUUGUAGAAGGAUGCUUAUCUAAUUUAAAACCAGUAAAUAUUAAUAUUCCUACACCUACAAAAUUGCCAUCAAGGUAUACAAAUUUCAAUUAUUUUCAAAAUUAUGAAAAAGACAAAAAUAAAAUAUCUUAUAGUUCUCAUAACAAAAAAUACACUAGUAAUAAUAAUUCAUAUAUAAAUGUUAAUUUAUCAAAUAAUAGUUACUGUAGUGAUUCUAUUAUAAAUAAAGAUUUCUUUAGUUAUAUUAAUAAGCAUGGAAACAAAAAUAUUUUUAAUUCAUAUAUUAAUAAUUUAAGUCAAUUAUCUCAGUUUAAUGAUUAUUCUAUGGAUAAUAAAAAUUUUUUAACAGAAAAUAGUAAAAAUUUUGACAUGUCAAUUCCACCAAACAAUAAUUUUUCAAGUCAUAAUUUAUUAUAUUAUAAUAAUAGAAGUAAGGAUAGAAAUUUAUCUAAUAAUUCAUUAGAUCUAAAUAACAAGGAAAGUUACGAUAAUUCUAUUUCAAAAAAUUACGACUUUCUUUUUCCAUAUUUAUUUUAUUAUAAAAAUAAUCAAAAUAAUGGUUCUAUUCCAUAUAUAUAUUUUAAUGAGAAAAAUGAAAUACCUACUCAAUCAACGACACAUAAAAAAGUUAAAAAUAAUAUUUUUAGUAGUUCCCCUAUUCAAAAUGUUCUAUCUCAAGAUAGUUCAAUGGUUUUUGAUGAUUUUAAAUUAAAUUAUGAUAAUACACAACAACUAUCUCAAAAUACGCAACACACAUAA